AUGAUGACUCUUCUAGAAAUGGCCAAUGAGACCCUGUUGAAAAUUUCCCUCUAUCUCGACUAUCGUGAUCUCAGCGCGUUUGUGCGGGUCAAUCGCCACUUCUAUGCUUUGUCAAACAAGAAUCUUUACAGCUCACUCGCUAAGGAUUCACCCGGAAAAGCGAUAGCAUGGGCAGCCAACACAGGGAACCAAGCUAGCGCCCAAAAGCUGUUGCAGAUGUGCGGCUUAAAGAUACUAGAUGAAUUCUUCUCUGAAGACCGAGAACCAAUAGUCAUCGCCGCGUCGAAUGGACAUACCCGUCUUGUCCAACUAUUUCUUCCCCACUGUAUUCAGCAGGAUACCGAAAAGAAGGAAGAUCUAGUCAGAAAAACGCUUGAUGCUGCAAUCAGGAAAGACCAUAUUGCAGUAGUCAAGCUGCUCCUCGAAGACAAGGCCGAUUUCAACCUAAACGCCAUGAGCAAAAAUGCCGUAGCUCCUUUAUGCACUGCUGUCGAAAUGGGGAAGGUUUCAAUGGUUGAGAUUUUCCUUGAGCACAAUUACUGUGACCUCAACACCAGUGACCUGGAUGAUAUGACGCCUCUAGCCCUUGCUGCUUCUGGGCCACCAUCGUCCGCAAAUCUAGACAUUGCACGACUCUUGCUAGAGGCUAGCCCAGGUCUGUAUAGAGAUCCCGAACUGUUACUCAAAGCCGCGCGAUCAGACAACAUGCCCGUCAUGAAGUUCCUUCUAGCGAACAACUUCAAUUGGAGGCGACUGGAAUGGUUUGAUAUCUUGUCUGAAUUCUCUCAACUGAGGCGGAAAGACCACGAGGUGGGGUCAUUGCUGCUGAGCUGGAUGAAUGUCGACAGCAUCAUGGAAAUUGGUAGCCUUCAACGUUGUUAUCUCUUGAGGGGAGCGAUUGUCAAUGGGUUCGAAGAGCUAUUGGAAAAGUUGCUGAUUGAGUCGACUGUCCUCGAUGAAGACCUUCAUCCAAACAUCCGGACGCACCGUUUUUGUCAUUUGAGUUUGGCUGUCUGCCAUAACCAAUAUAAGUCUGUUGAGCUCUUACUCAAGCAUCACGCUGACCCUAAUGGCAAAGGCAAGUGUCGACCGAUACAAUUUGCUCUCGAAAGAGUCAAGGAUGAUAAAAUCGUGAGACUGCUACUUCAUCAUGGAGCGACAUACGAUCCAGAAAAGUGGGUUGGGACGUCCGAACACUGUGAUUUAAUGAAUUCUCGUAUGGCUAAAGUGCAAAAGGAGACCUGUUAA
Molecule: messenger RNA, 1248 nt
Organism: Penicillium griseofulvum
Lineage: Eukaryota; Fungi; Ascomycota; Eurotiomycetes; Eurotiales; Aspergillaceae
Product: ankyrin repeat domain-containing protein
Exons: 1
Coding region: 1-1248 (415 amino acids)
Molecular function (GO): protein binding
Source: RefSeq, a predicted model, not a curated record